Molecule: messenger RNA, 354 nt
Organism: Camelina sativa (false flax)
Lineage: Eukaryota; Viridiplantae; Streptophyta; Magnoliopsida; Brassicales; Brassicaceae
Source: RefSeq, a predicted model, not a curated record
UGUGGUGUAAUUGCAGAUGAGGGAAGAGAAGGUGAGAUAGAGAAGAAGAAGAAUGAUGAAGGAGAAGUGAAGGAAGGAGUAGCAUCAAUAGCUUUGUUGCCAAGCGGGUCUAUCUCUGGUCAUUUCAUUCAAAUGCCUAGCUCCAUCUGUUAUGGUCUCCAUGGCACUGAACUGGCUUGUGAGACUGAGUGCAGCCGCGGUGAGGAUUAUCGACUGAUCAAACUCGCUGUCAUAGACUACAAUAGUAAGAAGGAACAAACAAUUGUAGUGGAGUGCAAAGGCCACGAUGCUGCUCGUAUUAAUGAUGUUGAGCAUGCUCACGGGUAAGCUUUCCAGUAUCUGUUAUGCAAAUCA